AUGGCCAGUACACACCCUUCUGCUCUUUUCCAGCCGAUUAAACUCGGCAAUGCACAACUCAAACACCGCAUCGUUAUGCCGCCCAUGGCGCGUCUCCGCGCGACUGCCGAUCACAUUCCCACUGAUCUGAUGCGCGAGUAUUACGAGCAGCGCGCAACUGACGGUGGAUUGAUCAUUGCUGAAGGCUCUGUAGUCUCACCUAUUGCUGGUGGCUAUCGUCACGCGCCAGGAAUUUGGAGCGAAGAACAGAUUGCUGGGUGGAAGGCAGUGACGGAUGCUGUUCAUGCUAAAGGAGGCAUCAUUUACAACCAGAUUUGGCAUCCUGGCCGAGCCACAUUUGCCGCUAUGAUGCCAGAUAAUGCUCCACCCAUUGCGCCAUCGGCGAUUGCUGCUAGUGGCAAGAGCCCCCUGGGUAUAGACUGGGAAACUCCUCAAGAAAUGACACCAAAGGACAUCUUGGAUAUUAAGCAAGACUUUGUUACUGCAGCCAAAAAUGCAGUCAACAAGGCUGGUUUUGACGGUAUUGAGAUCCAUGCAGCUACUGGUUUUCUUGUCGAUCAAUUUAUUCGUUCGUCCAGCAACGUACGCACAGAUCAAUAUGGCGGAUCUAUCGAAAAUCGCUCCCGCUUUCUUUUAGAAUUGGUGGAUGACACUGUAGCUGCCAUUGGUGCAGAAAGAACGGCCAUUCGCCUCUCCCCCUUUGAUAACUAUAUGGAUAUGGAAGACGACACGCCUUUAGAAACGUUUGGUUAUAUUGUCGAGCAAUUGAAAAAGAAACAUCCAAAGUUGUCGCAUAUCCAUAUGAUUGAGCCAAGAUUGGACUUGUGGAAUGAUGACAGCGUCCUCUCUACUGAGAACACGCUUGAUUCAUUCCGUGAAAAGUGGGGUGCUGAUGGCGUCUUCAUUUCGUCCGGCGGUUAUACCUACUCACCAAAACUUGCAGAAGAAGUUGCUGACGCAACCGGCAAUUUAAUUUCCUUCGGUCGGUUGUUUACCUCGAAUCCUGAUCUUGUGGAACGCUUGCGAAACGGCUGGUCAUUUACCAAGUACGACCGAUCGACCUUUUAUGGUGGUGAUGGUAGAGGACUUACGGAUUUCACCGUUUACGACAAUUCGCAACAGCAGAAUCAACAGCUAUAA
This is a messenger RNA of Zychaea mexicana, 1140 nucleotides long. RefSeq lists its product as uncharacterized. The transcript is spliced from 3 exons. The record is from RefSeq and is a predicted model, not a curated record. Lineage: Eukaryota; Fungi; Mucoromycota; Mucoromycetes; Mucorales; Lichtheimiaceae. Gene Ontology annotation, molecular function: oxidoreductase activity; FMN binding. Bases 1 to 1140 code for a protein of 379 amino acids.